This is a messenger RNA of Prorocentrum cordatum, 882 nucleotides long. The record is from the annotation of a GenBank genome assembly. Lineage: Eukaryota; Dinophyceae; Prorocentrales; Prorocentraceae.
AUGGCCCAGCACCCCGCCCUCCCGGCCGCGGCCCAGGUGCGGCCCGGCGCCCCGGGCGCCCAGGCCGGCGCCGCUCGCGCGGAGGGCGGCGCCACGAAGAGGCUUCCUGGCACCGGCUUGGCCUUCAUUGGGGACGCCCUGCGCCCAACGUGCGAGGGCACGGAUCAGCCCCGACCCCGCCACGACCCCUGCGCUGCUCUCUUCGAGGGCCAGGCCUUGUCCAUCGAGCGCGUGGUCGAGGCCGCGCGCAGGCAGCGGAUACGGGAGGGCACGGCGUGGAUCGACGACGUCGCCCCGGUCAGGCCCGACGCGGCGACGGUGUCCUUGGCGCUCCCGCUCGCCUCGCGGCUUGCGCCCGAGCGGCCUGGCCCGCGCUGUGCGACCCAGCAGGGGUGCAGGGCCGCAGCCCGACGGGCGCGCCCCGGCUCCGCGGCAGUGCGCCCGGGCAGCGCUGCGAGCAUGGCAAGGGCUCCUCAGGAGGGCUCCGCCAGCGCGCGCUCCGUUCGGACGCGCAUGCUGCCGCAGCCGAAGGCCACGCCCCCAGGGCUGCAGGAGGUGCGGGGCCUGCCGCACGAGGGGAGCCCUCGGCACGCAGACCUGGGCAAGGACUCGAGCGGCCCGUUUGAGGCAUGGGGUGGCGACAAGGAAAGCGCCAUGCGUGACGCCGCGGGCGCCAUCCAAGAGUGCACAUCCCCAGAGGCCCGCCUCGUCCGCGUCCGCCCGAAGUCCCCACAGUUACGGGAGGCCAGACGCGGAGCAGGUGUCCGGCAAGACCAUGCAGGGCGUGUGGACUGUGUGCGAUGUCUUCUGGGCUUUCGACACGGAGCACACGGGCUUCUUGACGCGCAUGGACUACAUCCAGCGGCUCGGCGACCCGCCUAG